Molecule: messenger RNA, 408 nt
Organism: Porites lobata
Lineage: Eukaryota; Metazoa; Cnidaria; Anthozoa; Scleractinia; Poritidae
Source: the annotation of a GenBank genome assembly
AUGCACAACCUCUUUCUAGGUACGUCAAAGAAAAUGUUCCAGCUGUGGAAUGAUUUGAAAUUAUUUUCCACAGGCCAGCUCAAAGAAAUUGAAGAGAGGAUAAAGUCCAUAGAGGUUCCCAGUGAUAUCGGUCCACUGCCUAUGCGAAUAUCCAGCAAUUCCGGUUCGUACAGGGCAGAACAAUGGAAAAAUUGGACACUCAUUUAUUCAAUUUACUGCCUUAUAGGUAUUUUACCAGACGAGCAUUUAAAAUGCUGGCAAACGUUUGUGCUAGCAUGCAAAUACCUAUGCCAAUUUGUGAUUUCUGGAACUGACUUGGACAUAGCUGACGGGUUAAUACUCAAGUUGUGCAAGUCAGUAGAGACUGUACGGAAAACAUGUGAUCACACCCAAUAUGCACUUACAUAA